Molecule: messenger RNA, 1507 nt
Organism: Polychytrium aggregatum
Lineage: Eukaryota; Fungi; Chytridiomycota; Chytridiomycetes; Polychytriales
Product: adiponectin receptor protein 1
Exons: 7
Coding region: 116-1192 (358 amino acids)
Cellular component (GO): membrane
Molecular function (GO): signaling receptor activity
Source: RefSeq, a predicted model, not a curated record
CCAAAGCGGGCCGAUCGCGGAUUGCCGGUCGUGAGCCCCAUAAAGUCUCCGUUCCAGCAGCUUGUCCUGGGCCCACAGUCUCUCUUUUGUGCUUGGCCAGCACUCCCCUUUCGCCAUGAGCACCCCAACAUCAGUCUAUUCCCGCAAAGGCGACAAAACCGGCAUGUCUCACAUCACCAAGAUCGAAAGCAUCUCGCACUCUGAGCCAGUCGACCGCCAUGAGGACAGCGAGCCCACCCAGGACGGGCGCUCCCACCAACUCGUCGAUGAAGACGAAUCGCCCACCAACACCACCGCCGACCUUGCGGGCAGCAUCAGCAAAACCGUCUCGCGCAGCGAGAUGCCAGCUUGGUACCAGGACAACAUCUACAUCUUCACGGGCUACCGCCGUAUCUGCUACUCGUACAAAGCCUGUGCCCAGUCGUUGUUCUACAUCCACAAUGAAACCGGCAACGUCUAUUCGCACCUGAUCGGCGCCGUGCUCUUCCUGGCCCUCUUUGGAUACACCCUCUACCGAGCCAUCCCCGUCGUCGACACCGCAAAGUGGAGCGACGUUACGGUGCUGGUCAUCUUUAUCCUGAGCGCGAUCGGCUGUCUGGCGCUGUCGACAUUCUUCCACCUGUUCUGCUGCCACUCCGAGAAGGUCUCAGUGGCCUGGAACAAGGCCGACUAUGUGGGCAUCGUCUUUUUGAUUGUCGGAUCCUUCGUCCCUGCCCUUUACUAUGCAUUCUACUGCCAGACUACUUUCCAAGCUGUUUACAUUACCUCGAUGGUCGUCCUCGGAACUGGAACGAUCGUCAUCAGCGUCUCCAAGCACUUCAGCCGUCCCCAAUACCGACAAACCCGUGCUAUUCUGUUCACAUCGCUCGGUUUGUCGGGAAUCAUUCCUGUUCUGCACACGACGAUUGCCUCUGGGGCGCUGUUUGCGGAGCGCUCCAUGUCGCUCUCGUCGGUCAUUACUGAGGGCGUUCUCUACGUCGCUGGAGCUUUCAUCUACGCCUCGCGUGUUCCCGAGCGGUGGUUUCCCGGAAAGUUUGACUUUUGGUUCCAUUCGCAUCAAAUCUUCCAUAUCCUCGUUGUUUCCGCUGCUGUCGUGCAUUACCGCGGCAUGAUUGCGGCGUACACUUGGUGGCACCAGAUGAACCCGCAGUGCCUGACUUCGAUGGACCAGCUUGUGCAUAGUGUGGCCUGAGUUUGCCUGUCCCUGGUUGCUCUUGCGAUACCUGAAUCUUCAUCUGAACCUUCUCCGCCCUUGCCUCUGCUCGCGCUGCCCUUGGCGGGUGUCGGUGCACCGCUCUGCAUUCUUGAUGCGCUGUGCUUGGCUUUCAUGAGACUCGUACUCCGUAGAACACAGCUUUUCCAUAUUCUCCGUUACUCAAGGGAAUCAGGAGCGAGACCCUAUCGAAAGACACGGUGGUGGAUGUGGCGGAUGGGUUCGUGUGUAUUCGGAGAUCUGGAAGAAGGUGGUCCGGCCCACUUUUGUGAAAGCUGCAAACUGAAGCCACUU